AGGAGGUGCCCAGGCCAUUAGGAGUGAAAGGAGGUGCCCAGGCUGGAGUCCCCCCGAGAAGACGAGCAAAGCAGGGAGGGGAAGCGGGUGCCGUGGGCUCUUCUCUCUGGUCAGCAUGAAGGUCCCCCUGGUGCCAGCGCUUCUCCUCUGUGCGUGGCUGCGCGCUGCCGUCCUGCGGACCGCGGGGCACUCGGGUCGAACAACUGUGGCCCCAGCCUCCGGCCUCAACAUCACGUUCGACUCCAGGACGAUGAUAUUAAGCUGGAGCUGUAAAGACAACACCAGCCUCAGCAGGUGCAUCUUAAUACACAAAAAGGACGGACCCAUCGAAUACAGGCUCAGGAACAAACAAUGUUUCUGCACGUUUCGUGAGGUCACUCUCCACGGAGGAGUCACUUUCGAGGUGCACGUGCAGACCAGCCAAGGAGAAUUUCAAGAAAAAAUGCCUUAUCCCAAUUCCGGUAGGGAGGGUUCCGCUGCCCGGAAUUUCUCCUGCUUCAUCUACAACGCGGAUUUCAUGAACUGUAGCUGGGCACGGGGUCCGACCGCCCCCUGCGAUGUCCAGUAUUCUUUGUCCAUACGAGACUCCAAGGGAAGGCGGGAGAUUCCGUGUCCUUAUUACACGCAGGACGCGGGAACCCACGUGGGGUGUCACCUGAACAACCUGAGCGGAUUAACCUCCCGCAAUUACUUCCUGGUUACCGGGACCAGCCGAGAAGUCGGGAUCCAGUUCUUCGAUUCACUUUUGGACGUCAACAAAAUAGAACGCUUCGACCCGCCCGGCAACAUCACGGUGACCUGCAACAAGACGCAGUGUGUGGUGCGGUGGAGACAGCCCAGGACGCGCCAGCGCCGGCACUUCCUGGAGUUCCGCUACCAGCUGCACGUGUGCAGACAGAACUCUCAACCUGACACUGAAAACACACUGAUUACCGUUCAGGGUGGCUUGGAUAAUAGGUAUAACCUUCCAAGCUCCGAGCCCCGAGCGAAGCGUACGGUGAAGAUGAGAACCGCUGACUUCCGCAUUCUGACCUGGGGUCCCUGGAGCAGGCCCACUGAAUUUGGGUCUGAUGACGGACAGACCAGCUCCGUGCACAUCUAUGUGCUCUUGGUCCUCGGGACCCUGGUGUGCGCCCUGUUCCUCGGCUUCCUGUUUCAAAGGUGUGUCCAGAUGCAACGACUCUUCCCCCCAGUUCCAAAAAUCAAAGACAAACUCAACGAUGAGAAUCAGGUGGAGGACCAGAUCAUCUGGGAGGAAUUCCCGGCAGAGGAAGGGAAGGUGUACCGCGAAGAGAUAUUGACGGUGAAAGAAGUUGCAUGAGGCUCAGAGGGUGUGGAAAGAGCAGCACGUCUCCGUCCCCAAGACAUUCAGAAACUGUAUUUUCGUUCAUGGUGCUGUCAACCUUAAUGUCAUUUUCUGUGGUUUUGUUUUGUUUUGUCUUUGAGACGGAGUUGAGGUCUGU
Molecule: messenger RNA, 1463 nt
Organism: Saimiri boliviensis boliviensis (Bolivian squirrel monkey)
Lineage: Eukaryota; Metazoa; Chordata; Mammalia; Primates; Cebidae
Gene: CSF2RA
Product: colony stimulating factor 2 receptor subunit alpha
Biological process (GO): cytokine-mediated signaling pathway
Cellular component (GO): external side of plasma membrane; membrane
Molecular function (GO): cytokine receptor activity; protein binding
Source: RefSeq, a predicted model, not a curated record